Lipotes vexillifer (Yangtze River dolphin) is the source of this 838-nucleotide messenger RNA. It is a transcript of the gene GATC, whose product is annotated as glutamyl-tRNA amidotransferase subunit C. The record is from RefSeq and is a predicted model, not a curated record. Gene Ontology annotation, biological process: mitochondrial translation; glutaminyl-tRNAGln biosynthesis via transamidation; regulation of translational fidelity. NCBI's taxonomy places the organism in Eukaryota, Metazoa, Chordata, Mammalia, Artiodactyla, Lipotidae. Bases 92 to 502 code for a protein of 136 amino acids. Gene Ontology annotation, cellular component: glutamyl-tRNA(Gln) amidotransferase complex; mitochondrion. The transcript has 4 exons.
CGGCGGUGGCGGCGCUCUCGGAUGUCAUCACUUUUAAGCGCGUCGCUAGGCUUUACGAGAGGACGCACUACGGGGGCCGAGAAGGAGAGAAAUGUGGACGCGGGCAGUGUGGCUGGGCCUUCGAGCGUCGGCGGGCGGGCGCCGGGGCUUCUCCUCCAAGGCCGAUCCUCAGGGAAGCCGCCGGGUCACGGCCGAGCUGAUCGAGCACCUGGAGCGGCUAGCGCUUGUGGACUUCGGCAGCCAAGAGGCCGUGGCACGGCUGGAGAAAGCCAUCGCCUUCGCCGACCGGCUUCGCGCCGUGGAUACGGACGGAGUGGAGCCCAUGGAGUCAGUUCUGGAGGACAGAUGUCUGUACUUGAGAUCCGACAAUGUGGUAGAAGGCAACUGUGCUGAAGAACUACUACAAAACUCCCAUCGCGUUGUGGAGGAGUAUUUUGUGGCUCCCCCAGGUAAUAUCUCUUGGCCAAAGCUGGAUGAAAAAGAGCCCUUCUCACACUGCUGAGUAGCUAUUCUGGGAAAGGGUGCCCUCUAAAAACGUGGAAGUGCAAUGACUGUUUUGUUACGAACACUAAUGUUCCCACUUCCUUCAGUCACCUGAAAAAAGUGAUGGUUAAGUAUCUCUUAGUAACUAACUCUUUUGAAGACAGAACUGGGAAAGAUCUAGCCAAAAUAAGGCAAAUAGUCCCUGAUGCCAACGGAAGUAGAAGGUAUUGCCAGUUUCUAAGGAAAUGGAUCAAGGGUACUCACAGGCUGUUCUGUAUGGAAGAUUUUAUCCCCUCCCCAAAAGACUGUCUACCAAACUGCAUUUAAGUGAAUUUUUCUAUUUAUGUAACUGUUA